Brassica oleracea var. oleracea is the source of this 891-nucleotide messenger RNA. RefSeq lists its product as uncharacterized. Lineage: Eukaryota; Viridiplantae; Streptophyta; Magnoliopsida; Brassicales; Brassicaceae. The transcript is spliced from 2 exons. The record is from RefSeq and is a predicted model, not a curated record. The coding region runs from base 1 to 891 and encodes 296 amino acids.
AUGAGUGCGGUUCUCGAUGAAAGAUUGGAUUCCAUAUACUCUGAUUUACAUGAUAAGUUUGAAACUUUGAGUGACCAUGUCAAGAAAUUGGAUAGCCAAGUCGCACAUAACGUUGGGUUUGUCACAAGGGGUGAAGGAUUCCUUCCUGGAAAAACUGACACCAACCCGAGACGCCAAGUUUGCAAUGUGUUACUAAGAAGCAGAAAACGCCUUUCCCCGAGCGCUGUAGAAAUCACUUCUGCAGAAAAAAUCCCUGAAGCUGAAAAGGAAACGAUUAACCUCGAUGAAGAAAAGGAGGAGUCGGAAGAAGAUGUGGAAAUCGAUGGACAAGAAGGGAAUAAUGUCGAUCGACCGAAUACGGUAAAUAUCGAUCGACAGAAUGAAAACAAUGUCGAUCAACACUCGACUCCUGCCACGCCGGUGGUUGAGAGAGUGUAUAGGACUUUGCCACCCUUUCCUCCUAACAAGACGCAAACUAAGCGAGAAUUGGAUAAAGCGAUCUGCAAGAAACCAUUCGAUAAAAUCACGUUGGAAAUGCCACUAAGAUCCAGCGUGAAUCUCAUGCCACACUCUGUCGCGAUAUCCCUAGGAUACGACGAGUUCAAACUCACCAAAAUAACUUUGGUUCUUGCUGAUAGAUCCACUAGAGUACCUGAGGGAGUACUAGAUGACGUGCCAAUAAGAAUUAACGACUGUCACAUACCAACGGAUUUCAUUGUGUUGAAAUACCAGAAUGAACCAAAAGAUCCCCUCAUCUUAGGUAGACCAUUUCUAGCUAUCGCUGGUGCAAUCAUCGACGUGAAGGAAGGUCGGAUAUGUUUAAACACUGGAAACAUUUCAAUGACCUUCGAUAUGGAAAAACUAAUAAAAUUAACAACCCUUAAUCGAUAA